Pseudocercospora fijiensis CIRAD86 is the source of this 1281-nucleotide messenger RNA. RefSeq lists its product as uncharacterized. Lineage: Eukaryota; Fungi; Ascomycota; Dothideomycetes; Mycosphaerellales; Mycosphaerellaceae. The record is from RefSeq and is a predicted model, not a curated record. The transcript has a single exon. The coding region runs from base 1 to 1281 and encodes 426 amino acids.
AUGCGCUACCGCCACGCCGCCCUCUACCACAACUUGGAAGCAGCGCUGUACGCAAUGCCCCUCAAACCUAAUACGUCCUACCUCGUGCGACCCAAUCUGGCGACCUUGGAGCACUUCGCCCGUUAUGUCACACCCCUAGACAGUCCUUCUCGCUUCCCAGCCCCCGACGACGUCGAGCACACAUCCACGGAUUUCAUGUUCAUAUACUGCACAGGCAGUGACGCCAGGGAGGGAGGUCAUAUACACGAGUGUGAUUGCUCUCAAAUCGUGCCAUUCGGCGGCGAAUGUCGCAACAGCAAUCUGAAGGCUGUUCAACAACGCCGAAUUCAGCGGCGCAAGCAGUUUCUACAAGUCGAGGAGCAAGCGGGAGAGCUAGGGCAAGAUCAAGAGCAUGAUCAAGAGCGUGAUCGAGAGCGUGAUCGAGAGCGAGACCAAGACCAAGCACAGGAGCCUGCAGCAAGAGCAGGAGCCAGAAAAAGAAAGCGUCAAGCCCCAGAACCAUUGUCCAAGCAGGCGACCAAACGCGCCGCAACCCUUGCCCGGCACACCUCUCGACGCACUGUGCUAUUGCCUCGCCCAGACACUGCAACCCGUUCAGCUAAGCGGCGACGAGCUUGUCCAAGCACGCAAAACCAAGCUUCACCCGACAGCCUGGCAAGACCUCCACACAUGAGUCUCUUCACGCCUGAACCCCUGCCGUGUCUACGGUUCACCCGCGACAGUUCCUGUUCCGCGAAUAUCGAUGCCUCCCGCUCGAAUCGCCAUGCUAUCCCCAGCGCCCCGUCUGGCCUCUAUCAGCAGCUUCGCGACGACCACGCGCCACCUCAGCUCCCAACAAGUGUACGUCCGAGUGGUCCUUCGAACGUGCUGGAAUCUGGGAAUGUCUAUUGCUAUCCUGACCGCCCGUCUGUCCUCACAGCUCACGGCACUCCGCACACCUCUACCUCGGCCGCCUGUACGGAUCUCAACGGCACCCCGUUCCCCUCUCCUUACUAUGCCUCUCCCCCGUUUCAUUGUCAGCCGUCAGCAGCAGCCUUUCCCGUCGCUGAGCCUGCACACAUCUUCUCCGCUACCAAUCUCAGGACGAGCGCCGGCUCAUUUCCCGACCUGUCAUUUGGUACUGGCAAUGGCGAAGCUGCUGGCACGCCGCCCACGGUCACCGCUACCAAUCUUGUGCCGGAUCUGCCAUGUGGUUUUGGUAAUGGCGAAGCUCGCGGCCCAACAGCCACAGAGAAAUAUGGCAUGGAGCAGGUCCCGAAGUCGUGGGGGUCUGAGACAUGA